Maniola jurtina (meadow brown) is the source of this 1076-nucleotide messenger RNA. RefSeq lists its product as uncharacterized. The record is from RefSeq and is a predicted model, not a curated record. Lineage: Eukaryota; Metazoa; Arthropoda; Insecta; Lepidoptera; Nymphalidae. The transcript has 2 exons. The coding region runs from base 42 to 842 and encodes 266 amino acids.
CAUUUACACUCAUCACAUACAAAUUAUACUACUUACUCACCAUGGAAGAGUCAAAUGAGUGUGUCUGUAAAGUUUCUGUCAAAGUGCCACCCUUUUGGCUUUCAAAACCAGCCAUGUGGUUUGCCCAUAUAGAGACCCAGUUUAGAGUACGUGGCAUUACUGCGGAUCAAACCAAAUAUGACCAUGUAGUGUCUAACCUGGAUUUAAAGGUAAUGUUAGAGGUGGAGGACAUAAUCACCACUCCCCCACAAGAGAACAAAUAUGAACAUUUAAAAGCAGAAUUAAUAAGGCGACUUUCGGUGUCUGAGGGACAACGUGUCCGUCAACUAUUAACUGAAGAAGAACUGGGUGAUAGAAAACCAUCCCAGUUUCUACGGCACCUGCGCUCUUUAGCAGGAAAUACAUUGACUGAUGAAGGCAUUCUCCGACAGCUGUUCAUGCGUCGACUUCCUCUCCACUUGCAAACCAUACUAGCAGCCAGUGCCGACCCACUGGAUGAUAUUGCUAUGCGUGCAGAUAAAAUAUUGGAGGUCGCUCCCAGCAUCACAGCAGCACCUACACAGGUAAGUGUGAAUGCUGCUGCUGCAUCAGGCGCACCAAAUGAUCCUUUGGGCCUCCAUGCUUUUGCAGCCCAGAUGAAAGAGUUAACAGUUAACAUUGCCGCCCUUACUAAUAAUUCACGCUCCGGGCGUAACAGGAGCCGCAGCAUUUCAAACAGACGCUCUCGUUCUCCGUCUAAUAGCGACGGACACUGCUGGUACCACCGAAAAUUUCAGCACAAGGCCACGAAGUGCACCAGCCCAUGCUCCUGGAAGCAGGAAAACGGAAACGACAGGCAGUAAUGACGGCUGCUGACUGUCCAUCUUCGGGCCGCCGUCUAUUUAUUACCGACAAAACCAGCAAGGUCCGCUAUCUACUGGACACCGGAUCGGACAUAUGUUGCUAUCCUCGAAAAUUUUUUCGUGGGAAGAUUGCUCCCAGCGAAUAUCAACUAAGCGCAGCCAAUGGUAGUGCCAUUAAGACCUACGGUACUCAUAGUCUGAGUCUCGAUUUUGGGCUGCGAAGGGAUUUUCGCU